This is a messenger RNA of Vicia villosa (hairy vetch), 1367 nucleotides long. Its product is annotated as serine/threonine protein phosphatase 2A 57 kDa regulatory subunit B' beta isoform-like. The transcript is spliced from 2 exons. Gene Ontology annotation, molecular function: protein phosphatase regulator activity. Bases 42 to 1367 code for a protein of 441 amino acids. Gene Ontology annotation, biological process: signal transduction. Gene Ontology annotation, cellular component: protein phosphatase type 2A complex. The record is from RefSeq and is a predicted model, not a curated record. NCBI's taxonomy places the organism in Eukaryota, Viridiplantae, Streptophyta, Magnoliopsida, Fabales, Fabaceae.
CCCUGAUCUUCAACCAUUCAAGCACAGAUCACAGAAGAACAAUGAGUAACCAAAAAACACUUCAAGACUUUUUUGUGCAAGAAAAGCCACUUUUUUCAAUACCAUCUUCACCUACUUCAGGAAAUGAAGAAAUUCUCUCUACUGUUUCAUAUUGCACUUUUGUUUUCACUUUCACUGACCCUUCAGAGUCUCCUGCACAAAGAGACUCUAAAAGACUUCAACUUUCAAGACUCAUAGCUAUGUUGAAAACCUCGAAAAAACCGGUUCAUGAGAAAGUUGUUGGACCUUUAGUACUAAUGAUCAAAGCCAAUCUUUUUAGGCCACUCCCUCCUCCUACAAAUCCUUCCGCUAUAUCCGAAUAUCUCGACGAAGAAGAUCCUGUUUCGAUCCUUUCGCCUUUAUGGUCACAUCUACAAAUAGUUUACGAAAUUCUUCUGAGGCUAGUUAACAGCACUGACGCCAAAAUACUAAAAAACUAUAUCGAUCAUUCCUUUCUCCUUAAUCUUCUAUCGCUUUUCCAGUCCGAAGAUCCGAGGGAACGCGAGAGUUUGAAGAAUGUGUACCAUAAGAUAUAUUCUAAGCUGGUUUGCGACCGUUCCGCGAUGAGGAAAUCGAUGACGGAUGUUUUGUUGAACUAUGUUUUUGAGACAGAAAAACAUUCUGGUAUUGCUGAUUUGCUUGAGAUAUGGGGAACUAUAGUUAACGGCUUUACCGUGCCGCUCAAGGAAGAGCACAAGCUGUUUCUUAUGAGAGUGUUGAUUCCUUUGCAUAAGACCAAAGGGAUGCAAGUGUAUCAUAGACAACUUGCUUAUUGUAUAUCACAGUUUGUGCAGAAGGAACCUAUGCUUGGAGGUGUUGUUGUUAGAGGGAUUUUGAGGUAUUGGCCUGUUACAAAUUGUCAAAAGGAAAUUCUGUUGAUUGGAGAGUUGGAAGAUUUGGUUGAGAAUUUGGAUCCUGAUCAGUAUCGUAAGCUCGCCUUGCCGAUAUGUACUCAGAUUACUAAAUGCAUCAACAGUUGGAAUUCUCAGGUAGCUGAGAGGGCAUUGUAUGUAUGGAACAAUGAGCAGUUCUACAAGAUGGCAACGACAGGAACAGUUGAAGUACUUCCAGUGAUAGUAGAAGGUGUGGAAAAGAAUCUGAAGUUGCAUUGGAGCAAGAGUGUUAGGCAGUUAACAGAAAGUGUGAAGGUGGUUGUGGAAGAUAUUGAUCCUGAUUUGUAUGCAAAGGCUCAAAUGGACAUGAAGGUUAAAGAAUCAGUGGCACAUCAAGAAGAUAUGAAGAGGAAAAAGAGAUGGGAGAGAAUUGAAUUGGCUGCUUCUAAGAAUCAGUUUGUUAAUCCACAAAGAUAUAUUUGUGUUUCCCACUGA